Molecule: messenger RNA, 1296 nt
Organism: Orbilia oligospora ATCC 24927
Lineage: Eukaryota; Fungi; Ascomycota; Orbiliomycetes; Orbiliales; Orbiliaceae
Exons: 2
Coding region: 1-1296 (431 amino acids)
Source: RefSeq, a predicted model, not a curated record
AUGCGGUGGAAACUCGCUACAUCGUUCGCUUCUCUGAUUGGCCUGUCCACAGCACAGCUGGCACGCUAUGUAUCACCAUCCGACUCAUCAGUCUCAUUUAGCCUCAACAUCCCAACAUCAACCUCAACCUCUGGCUCCGGCGCGAUCUUUUUUCAAAUCCGUGGUCCGGCUACCGGAAAAACAUGGAUCGCAUUAGGUAUCGGCAGCGGUAUGGCCGGUGCACACAUCUUUAUAGUGUACACCGACGGCUCCGGUAACGUGACCGUAUCAGCUCGUGCCGGUCAAGGACAUUUCGAACCAGUAUUCUCCAGCGAUGCGCAGAUUACAGUCCUCGAUGGUUCUGGUAUCGUAGGCGGAUCACUCAUUGCGAAUGUUCGAUGCGAUAAUUGUCUUAGUCUUGCGGAGUUGAGUGUUACGAAUACGAGGUCGAAUUGGAUUUGGGCGGAUAAAGAUGGUUCUGCACUUGAUUCUUCGGAUGUGGAGGCGAAUAUUCAACAACACGAUAGGACUGGGGUGUUUACUUUCGAUCUUACAAGGGCUGCUGGUGGGGAUAGUAGUAAUCCGUUCGUUCAGAGUGCACAGAGUUCGGCUUCUACAACUGCUACUGGUUUUGUAACUAGGACUACGGGUGGCCCGAGACCUACUUCGACAAAUGGGGCCUCUGGAGACGAUGGCGACGAUAACUUAAACCUCGGGUCCGGAUCUUCUAACAUUGUUAGCAGUGCUGCCGCUCGGAUUGCAAGAAUGCUAAAGAUUCAUGGAAUUCUUAUGGGAUUGGCUUUCGCAGUAUUCUUCCCCCUCGGCGCAAUAAUUAUCCGACUCAUGCCAGGACCGCAUAAAGCAGACAUUCACAUGAUCGUCCAGGUCGUUGGUUUCGCACUCUCAGUCGCUGGAUUGGCAUACGGUGUCCUACUAGCAGAAGAUCUAAGAUACCUCAAAGAAACCCAUCCAAUAAUCGGCAUGGUCGUCAUGGGUGGUUUAUUCUUCCAACCUAUCGUCGGUUUAAUCCACCAUUGGCUCUUCAAGGCCAAAGGAAAGCGCACAAUUUUGGCAUACAUCCAUACUUACUGGGGUAGAGCCAUUCUCAUCUUGGGAAUUGUAAACGGAGGGCUGGGACUACAAUUGGCCGAUAAUACGACCGGUGGAACUAUUGCUUAUUCGGUCGUGGCCGGUGUUAUGGGGCUCGCGUGGUUGGCGGCUUCGGUUUUGUACUAUGUUAGAGGAGGCAGUAACAUUCCUAUCGGCGGUGAUGCCAAAUUGGAGAAACCUUUGUCGGCUGAGGGGCUAAGGGAGUAG